Molecule: messenger RNA, 2862 nt
Organism: Scleropages formosus (Asian bonytongue)
Lineage: Eukaryota; Metazoa; Chordata; Actinopteri; Osteoglossiformes; Osteoglossidae
Gene: lpar1
Product: lysophosphatidic acid receptor 1
Exons: 3
Coding region: 184-1221 (345 amino acids)
Biological process (GO): G protein-coupled receptor signaling pathway
Cellular component (GO): membrane
Molecular function (GO): lysophosphatidic acid receptor activity
Source: RefSeq, a predicted model, not a curated record
GACUUUGUCAAUCCUGCACUGUCCACGCUGGGAAGAACGUGCACUUUCCACACUGUGACACGCCGCGCGUUCCCUGGAGUUCGGCUCUUUCCCCCAUUUUCAACUCUGUUCUUCUGGACUUUUACCGAAGUUUGGGGGAGAUACGAUUUUGGUGUGGAAACUCUACUGCUGCAGGCAACAGCAAUGGAAGGACAGUGCUUCUACAAUGAAACAAUUGCCUUUUUCUACAACAACAGUGGAAAGUACCUGGCCAGCGAAUGGAACGCGGUCAGCAAGCUAGUGAUGGGGCUCGGCAUCACAGUCUGCAUCUUCAUCAUGUUGGCCAACCUGCUGGUCAUGGUUGCCAUCUACGUGAACCGCCGGUUCCACUUUCCCAUUUACUAUCUCAUGGCCAACCUGGCAGCGGCAGACUUUUUUGCUGGCCUGGCAUAUUUCUACCUGAUGUUUAACACAGGUCCUAACACACGGAUGCUGACCGUGAGCACCUGGCUAUUACGACAGGGACUGAUUGACACCAGCCUGACAGCCUCAGUUGCCAACCUGCUGGCUAUCGCCAUUGAGCGGCACAUCACGGUCUUCCGUAUGCAGCUGCACACACGCAUGAGCAACCGCCGAGUGGUGGUGGUUAUUGUCAUUAUCUGGACCAUGUCUAUUGUCAUGGGCGCCAUCCCUAGUGUGGGCUGGAACUGUAUUUGCGACAUUACCACCUGCUCCAGCAUGGCACCUCUCUACAGCAACUCCUACCUGGUCUUCUGGGCAGUCUUCAACCUGGUCACGUUUGUGGUCAUGGUGGUACUCUACGCCCACAUAUUUGUGUACGUGAGACAGCGGACCAUGAGGAUGUCCCGGCACAGCUCUGGACCACGACGGAACCGCGACACCAUGAUGAGCCUGCUGAAAACCGUUGUCAUUGUUCUAGGUGCCUUCAUCAUUUGCUGGACUCCAGGCCUGGUUCUGCUGCUGCUGGAUGUCUUCUGCAGCAAGUGCAACGUGCUGGACUUUGAGAAGUUCUUCCUUCUCCUGGCAGAGUUCAACUCGGCCAUGAACCCCAUCAUCUACUCGUACCGGGACAAGGAAAUGAGUGCCACCUUCAGGCAAAUCCUAUGCUGCCAGCGGCAGGAGAACGUUAACGGGACGGUGGAGGGCUCGGACCGCUCCGCUUCCUCUAUCAACCACACUGUCCUGACCGGACCACACAACAACGACCACUCUGUGGUGUGACCUCUUCCUCCUUGACCGCGUAGGACCUGCGUCGUGGGAGGAGCAGGAGGGAAAGAAAGAAUGGAAGGAAAAAAAGAGCGCAAAUACUGGGAUGGUAUGAAAGAGAUGCGUUCCUGCUCUACUGGAAGCUAAAAAGGGGCAUUUUGCCAGCAAGGACAGCAUUGUCAUGCUUUUAGGGUUUUUAAAGUUUUGUCGUCGGGCUUUUGUUUCAUUUUCAAGGUAAUAUCGGCUUCAAACUGACAUUCUAUGAACUAUUUAAGGACUAAUGGAAGACAUGAAGGAUGCCAGUAUGCCGUCCAAAGCUGACUUUCCCUUCCCCUCGCUAGGUUUUCUGUGUUGUGCCGUCUCACCACUAGGGUUUACCAUGUUUAAGGAGCCGUUUCCAUCUACCGCAAAGCGCACCCCCCCCCCCACAAGCGGUGUCAUGGAUCUAUGACUACCAGAAGAGAGUAUUAAUUUUUUUUCUUCAUUCAGACUGAAAUCACACUAAGCAGCUGUUUUAAUCCUAAUGCAAACUAAUGUUCUGUAUUUUUCCCUCCCAGGGAGGGUCUUUCUAAGCCCUUUGCGGUUGAUGACAUUUUUCUCCUUUGCCAAUUUACUGGACCGCUGAGAUGGGUGGUGGAGCUACGGCCCCAGCUGUUCAACUCUCAUCAAUUACAUUACAUAACCGUAACUCUUCACAUUACUUUGUUAAUAAGGUAGAGUUAAUAAGACCAGGCUGUGGUAGGAACGCAGAUCCUUAAAUAAGCCUUUGUGCUCUUCCCAUCUGCAUGCAUGGGGAGGAGAUGCUCCCUGUCUCGAUAGGGCCGAUUCCUUGUUACUUUUUAAGUACAUUUCCAUAACUGCCUUUAAAGUAUAUAUUUCUUUCCAUUUCAAAAAAUUAAAUGAAUUUAAAUGUCUGUGUAAUUUGAGGUUAGGCUCAAAACAAAGUAAGUAUCUGUGUUGAUCUGUACUUUCUAUAUCCGUGUAUGUAUGUAUGUAUAUAUAAAAUAUAUAUUCAAAGUUGUUACUUAAUCAAAAAGGGACAGUUUAAAAAGUCGAAUUCUCAAACAGAACUACUGUGUGUAUUGUUCUGUUUUCAUUCCACAUACUAUGGCCCUGGUCCAACAGCGGUUUAAAACCACUGCAGUUUGUUAUUGACCAAGACUGAUUUAUUAAAGCAGGUGUUAGUCGUCUCAUAGUUGCUUGCUCAACACUAAGAUGAAAUGAACCAGAAACAUUUUGUAAGCAAUUAAAAAAGGUCAUUCUUGCCUGAUGUUGUUUGUCUAGGUUACCAACAAAUUGCAGUGUGUGUGGUUUCACACUGCUGGGUGAAUUUCUGCUAUAAAUAGUUUCUCUUCUCACUCGUUUUUGCCGUGCGGUUGCAUUUAUUCUCAGGCCAAAUGUAGAUUAAAGAAAUACAUUUAAAAUGCUUCAAAGCUGUAUUUAAGUUCACUUCACAGAGAUUACAGAUUAGAUUCUUAUUUAAAAAUUUAAAUUGUUUUGCAAAAUGGCCCGAAAGGUGGACAGAUGUCUGGCGUCCUCCAGAGGUCCACUCAGUCAAGACCUUUAAUAAAGUUGCCUGAAAUGAUUUGUCAAAGUCUACUUUAAAAUGAACAGUACCAAAUAAACAAAGCAGUUCUGACAGUUGUAUUGUGUGUC